Molecule: messenger RNA, 2847 nt
Organism: Zea mays
Lineage: Eukaryota; Viridiplantae; Streptophyta; Magnoliopsida; Poales; Poaceae
Exons: 13
Coding region: 550-2544 (664 amino acids)
Biological process (GO): lipid metabolic process
Source: RefSeq, a predicted model, not a curated record
AGGAGCGACGGGUCAAAAAACACGGACGGUGGUGGUUCAAGAGGUUAUCAUUGUGCUCUGCUCCCAGCCUCCCACCAUGAUCCAAACUCUCACCUCGUCCUUGAUUUUCUAAAGCACCGUAAAGUUUGCGGCCAAGCAUUCAGGUGCAAAUCAGAAUUUGCUGUCCAGACGGCGAUUUUGAUCCAUAGUCGUUUAGUGAACUGUAAGUCUCUGAAAAGGUGCCGGCCUGAUUCCACAUGUAGCCUACAUAGUGGGCAGAUCCCUUUGGUUUGGGCACGUCUAGGCUUCUAAUAUGUGAACGGUCCAAAUUCGGUUCUGAAUUGCAAGUCACCUCAAGAAUUUACAUUCAAACGGAGCCCAGGGUUUCCAUAUUAUGGCUUCAAAAUUAUAGCGGGUUGCGCCUAUAAACUGGGCCUGGUGGAUUAUGCAGCUAUUGAUAUUGGUGUGAAGAGCUCAUUUGGCUUUUGGAAAAUAGACGAUGUUGACAAUAGCUUCUACACACAGCCGUUUCUUGUUAAAUAUUCUAGGCAAGAUAUUUAUCUAUCAGUUAUGGUGUCCUUCUACAUACCCAACAGCGAAGACGAGGGUCCAGCAACUUCUUCUGUUAUAUUGAAGUUCGAGCUCAUAUAUAUCCCAACACUGGGGAAUGCAUGGACUGACGUUCAAGAUUCAAGUGAUGAUACAGAUUUGAUCCCUGUCCAUGAAUUUAGGAUCCCACAUAGAGCACUCCUAGGCUUACACUCGUAUUGCCCUGUCCAUUUUGACGCAUUACACUCGGCGCUAGUGGAUCUGACAAUACACAUUGUCUACCUGAAAGCUGCUGUGACUAAAUCAUCACUGAAGCCGCUGGAACAAAGUUUUGGCUCAAAGUCAUAUGGUAUUGUGAAAGCAUCACUAAUAUCUAGGGAAAUACUUCUUGAAGAAGUGAAGAAGAUCAGUAAUGCUGUUGGUAGCACUCUUGAGGAUUUGGAUCGCACUGACUUAACCCUUGGUAAAUAUGAGACAGUUCAACCAUCAAAGUCAGCUUCGCCCAGUUACAGUUAUGGGCAGGGUACGCCCACAAAGUGUAGUCCCCAGAUGACUGGCAUCUUACGUGAUUUUCUUGAGAGUUCUGGGGUUGUGGUUGGAAGCACUGAUGAUAUCUUGCUGUAUACUCUAUCUGAGGAAGAAUUGUUUGAACUAUUUCAAAUUGUCAGCAGCCAACUCUCAUUUAUAUGGAAUGAGUUCUUGAAAUUCCAUAGGACACAUAAAGACAAGGUAAUGGGUUAUUUGCAUGAUAUGUGGGAUAUUAAUCGGAAAGCAGAAUGGUCAAUAUGGAUUAUUCAUUCAAAGAUUGAGAUUCCACAUCGCUAUUUGAGAAGCAUGAAUGACGACUCUCCUCGCCAUUUGAUUCGGAUUUCCAGUUCAAGAAAGGUCCAUCAUGAUCCUAUACAAAAUUCGAUGUCACAGGCUGAACUGCACAGGAAAAGUAUAGCACAAAUGAAGAUUAACACGCCGUCUGUUCAAGAUAUGCAUAUUUAUGCUGAUCCUUCAUGUAUACCUGUUGUCCGCAUAGAGCAGCAUGUCAUGGUUAUUCCGCAACAUUGUUCUAGCAAGGAUUUUCUAACAGAUGCUUCAGAACCAGCUCGUACUAUUGUGCCACCACCUCUACUACAAGGACAAUCAUUGGGGGAAGAAACUUGUGGUUUCAAGAGUGGACGCAUUUUACGAGCUGUCAUUUUUGUGCAUGGAUUUCAGGGGCAUCAUCUGGAUUUACGUCUUGUUAAGAACCAAUGGCUUUUGCUUGAUCCUGGGGCUGAGUGCCUAUUGUCUCAGAUAAAUGAGGAUAGAACGUCUGGGGAUUUUAAAGAAAUGGGUAGAAGGCUCGCUAAUGAAGUAGUGGCAUUCCUCAAAAGGAAGGUGGACAAGUACUCCAGAAAUGGAGGUUGCAAAGAGAUUAAGCUCAGUUUUGUCGGUCAUUCUAUUGGGAACAUUAUCCUCAGAAGUGCCCUCACAGAACCCAAAUUGCAGCCAUUUUUGAAGAACCUGUAUACAUACAUGUCCAUAUCGGGACCUCACUUGGGUUACUGGUACAGCCCAAAUUCUCUGUUCAACUCUGGCCUCUGGCUCAUGAAACGGCUCAAGGGCAUGCAGUGCAUGCAUCAGCUCACUUUCAGUGAUGACCACGACCCACAGAACACGUUCUUUUACAAGCUCUGCAAGCUGAAGACACUGGAGAACUUCAAGAACAUCAUCCUGGUAUCGUCACCGCAGGAUGGUUACGUCCCAUACCAUUCAGCAAGAAUCGACCUCUGCCACGCCUCGUCGUCAGAUAACUCGAAACGCGGGCAGGUGUUCACUGAGAUGCUGAACAAUUGCUUGGACCAGAUCCGGGCACCAACGUCGGAAACUCGGGUAUUCAUGCGUUGUGACGUGAUAUUCGACCAGUCCGCCCAAGGACGGAACCUGAACACCAUGAUCGGCAGAGCUGCGCACAUAGAGUUCCUGGAGAACGACAUCUAUGCAAGGUUCAUCAUGUGGUCCUUCCCAGAGUUGUUUCGGUGAUGAUGGUGAUGAUGUGCUCCUGGACCUGGAGAUGAUCUGAAUACGUAUCACACAAGUCAUUAUCCAUUACAGUAUAUAACCGCAGCAUUCGUGUUGUUUUUAAUGAAUUUUAGAUGCGAGACACAAUUUUUUGCUCUGUUGCCCCGUCACCUAGCAAUCGCAGAGCAUAAAAUUCAUCUGGACAGACAAAUUAUGGUUUGGUAUCAACAACUAGUCCGAUUGGGAUAUGUACAAAUACGAGUGAUGUUUGUGAAACAAAUGGUGGCGUGUCAUGUGUUGUGAGAAUAAUGGGGUGUUUGAAUA